Molecule: messenger RNA, 1026 nt
Organism: Symbiodinium necroappetens
Lineage: Eukaryota; Dinophyceae; Suessiales; Symbiodiniaceae
Source: the annotation of a GenBank genome assembly
AUGGGCAAGACACCGAGCGGAAAGAAGGCCGCCGCUGCUUCGAAGAAGGACCGAUUGGUGACCAAGAAGGCAGAGGCUGUGAGGCGCGAACAGCAACAAGUGCUGUCGUCUCAGAAACAGAAUGUGGCCUUGAUGCUGGACCAGCUGGUGGACUGGUGCGAGUCUCACCCCCGUGGCCUGGAACACAUUCAUAGGUCCGUCAUGCUAGGGUCGUAUGACGCUCUGGACAGGAAGGGUGCCUUGCAAGACGACGAGGCAAACACUCGCCUUCCGAGCUACAUGAAUAAGUUCCGGCUGUUGAACGCGCCCCUCGCCUUGGAAGUCUUGGCCUUGGUGGUUCCAGCGGUGGCUGCGUUCUUGGAGAAGCUCAUGAAGAAGGGAGCCAAGAUCAACAAGUUCCAGAUCACGGAGAUCGUCGCCUUCGUCUUGCACGUGGAUCUGCGAUCCGCAUUGCCCAGCAAGCACAAAGGCCAGCUGCUCGAGUGGUGCAAGACCAGAAGCGAAGAGACGGACAGUCCUCUGAAGUCUUGGUCUUCGACUUCGGAGCCGAAGUGCGAGACAUGGGAGGACUUUCAGAAGCACCCGCUCUACAGGUACUGGAACUUUGAGCACGACAGCAAGGACGAGGACCAAUCGACGUUCGGGAUGGUGCGGUACCUGCAGACGGACAUUCGCCUUCGCCUGCCAAAGGAGAUCCGCGGAUUCCCGCUCAAGGCACCCCACCUCUUCUACACCAACUUCGUCAACGGGUGCAUAAACAUACCGAUGACACAUGUCAUGCAGGCGAACGAUGGAGAUGAUUCUGCGCUUCCGGAGCAGCCGCUCUUUUUCGAUGCGGUGCCAAAUGCACCCGCGACGAAGCUGCACACGCCGGAGGAGCAGAAGCCGGAGCCGUCUACCCCGCCGAAGAAGAACAAGAAGGGCCGCAACGAUCCGAAGACUCCCGAAAGCUGCCGCUCGUCGAAGAGUGAUCCCGUGAGCCCGCCACAGAAGACACCGCCUUCGUCUUCCAAGCGCAAGCGCUGA